AAAGCUAUGUUAAGGUUGUUCCAGAGAAUGAUGUUGGUGUUUAGGAACUUCCAAUGGCGGAGGACAAAUCUAUGGAGGGUGAGAGAGAGAAGCAGAUCACAUCUCUCAACCAGAAACCAUUAUCAGAAGAAGAAAGGAAGGCAAGGAUCGGAGGGAAAAAGCCCGAACAUUCGGCGGCACGGUUAUUGAAAUCGCCGGUUUUAUUCUCAGGCGGCGUUUGGCCGCGGAUUCUGAGACUGAAAAUCUGAGAACAAUCCUUCAUUUCCACUCCACGACGAAGAAACGCCAUGUCUUCUCAGAAUCAUGAACGAAAAAGGAUUUAUCAAGUCUGGCCCGGCAAAAAUAAAUUUUGCUGUGGAGGAAGACUAGUGUUUGGUCCAGACGCAUCGUCGCUUCUUUUGACCACAUGUAUGAUAGGAGGGCCAGCUAUCACUUUCUGCAUCAGGAUGGCUUAUUUAAUCAGAAAUCGCCACCCUUUAUUCCAUUCUCUGGUUCUGAUGGGUGCAAUUCUUCUCACAAUCUUGGAUUUCAUAUUUCUCUUCUUGACAUCCACAAGAGACCCCGGGAUUAUCCCAAGGAACAAAGAAGCUCCUGAGGCAGAAACGCCUGAGGUUGUUACCCAAUCUUUGGAAUGGGUGAGUGACAAACUAGGAGGAAAUGCGAAACUACCUCGAACAAAAGAUAUAAUGGUGAAUGGCUUCACCGUCAAAGUUAAAUUCUGUGAUACAUGUCAGUUAUACCGUCCUCCUCGCGCUUCUCACUGCUCAAUCUGCAACAACUGUGUCCAAAGGUUUGAUCAUCACUGUCCAUGGGUAGGUCAGUGCAUUGCCUUGCGUAACUAUCCAUUCUUCGUCUGUUUCUUAUCAUGUUCAACCCUCCUCUGCAUCUACGUCUUUGUCUUCUCAUGGGUCAGCUUACUUGAAGUCCAUGGCGAAUUCUAUCUCGUCCUCGCUGAUGACAUAAUAUUAGGUGUUCUUGCUCUCUACUGCUUUGUUUCCGUCUGGUUUGUUGGUGGACUUAGUGUCUUCCACUUCUACCUAAUCUGCACCAACCAGACGACUUGUGAGAAUUUCCGGUACCACUACGAUAAGAAGGAAAACCCUUACCGAAAGGGGAUCUAUAACAACUUCAUGGAGCUGUUCUUUGCCAAAAUCCCACCGCCUUUGGUCAAUUUCAGAGAUUGGGCGCCAGAAGAAGAAGAAGACGAUGUGGAGGUCGGAUCCAUCGCCUCUGAGCUAGGCAGAGCCUUUAGUCCCCAAGACACGGAAACGAGCAGUGACAAGCCUGAUCAUAAUAACUCUCAAUUUGCACCUUCAGAAACUGGAGUGUGGCAACGGCAACAACAGUGACGCAACUGUCAAGAAGACAAGUGUGGAUGAAGGAACUGCAGCGAGCGAAUGGUUUGGUUUACAAAGGACCAGCGAAUUUAAGGAGAAAAUCGAGCGUGGAAAUGUGAGAUCAAGAUAGGGCAAGGAACAGACAAAACAGGUGUAAAGUCUUACUUCUGUAAUUUGAAGCCAUGUGUCUCUCUCUCAAAUGACUUUUAAACUUAUUAGCAUUUCGAACAGAAGUUAGGAGAAUUAGUAUAUAUAUAGUGGUUUCUCGCUUGGUAAUUCA
Eutrema salsugineum is the source of this 1617-nucleotide messenger RNA. Its product is annotated as probable protein S-acyltransferase 1. Gene Ontology annotation, molecular function: protein-cysteine S-palmitoyltransferase activity. Gene Ontology annotation, biological process: protein targeting to membrane; peptidyl-L-cysteine S-palmitoylation. The record is from RefSeq and is a predicted model, not a curated record. NCBI's taxonomy places the organism in Eukaryota, Viridiplantae, Streptophyta, Magnoliopsida, Brassicales, Brassicaceae. Gene Ontology annotation, cellular component: endoplasmic reticulum; Golgi apparatus.